ACUGGCGAAACACCGGAAUCCCAAAAUGAUUGAUGACCUCAUUCCAGAAAAGAAAGAGAAUCUGCCUCCGGACGGAACGCCGUCAGCGAGCCGGCGAAAGUCGGGCGAAGCGUCCAGGGAACAACGCACGCCCGUUGGUGGUGGACCCCUUGCUUCCAUCGAGCACCAAGGGAAUCUACCUGAAGCCCGAGCUGUCCUGAGCGAGAUGAACAACUGUGUCGACUGCGAACCGAUUUCUGAAGUGACUGCAGCGGCUUCGGGCGAUCACGAGGACGGCAUGAUGAACAGAACGUUCACUCCUCGAUCCCCGAGUGCCGUCCAUACGGGGUCGUCCUGUGUGCCCGAGGAAGGCAGUGCGGAGCUCACCUUCGCUGUAGAUGGAACGCCGCUCACAAGCCUGCAAGUUGGAGAACGCGAUGACGUCGAACAUGCAUCGCACGAACAGGGAACAGUGCUGGACAUCCCUUCUAACUCUUCCGACACGCUUAUUGCUGCUUCUAGGCCCGAGAAGCAAUCGUCAAACACCUCUCUUCUCAGCGACGACACAAACAAGAGCGAACUGGAUUUGACUUACACCACGGCGAAGGGCUCUCCCUUGGGGGCCACUCAUUACUUUGACAUCAGCAGCAACGACACUAGCAUUGCUGAGUCGGUCGAGGGACAUGAAGUGAAGGCACCUGCAGCCUCUGCCUUAGAUGAAAGCCACCAUCAGCAGAACAGUCUUGAAGCUCUGCCAGACAAUACUCUGGAGUCGCCAAGUGUGCUUUUGGAAUCCAGCAGCAGGGAUGUGACUUGCAUUCCUGCCAAUGACACUGUGCUGCAUCUGGGAAAUGACAGUGCUUUAUCAAAUGCAGCUGGAUUAUUAAGCCCUGGUGUAACCAAUGAGCCCUUAGAACCAUUUGAGUUGUAUGACCAAAACGUGAACCUCCUCGAGCUUUCAGACUCUCGGAAGCUGCCAGACAUCCCAGUUUUACAGGACACAAACUUCCUCCUGUGCUUUGACAAUUCCUCUACUCCAAGUGCUCCGGCUCAAAGCAAGGAACGUCGACAAAAUUUCGUUGCUGGCAGCAGUGCCGGAGAGUCCACAAGUACACCCGGUCAGGAUGAAGAAUUGACCAUCUGUGUUACUGACUCCAAUGACAACCUGGUGACCACAAAAGGGGAUGCAAGCGGGGCUGGAAUUGGCGUGAUCCCAAAGUCCUCGGGUACUGCUGCUGUUGGAUCUGGUGACCAAGUUGUUGCCCAAGUCCAGCACUCUUCAGACAAAGAUAAGACGGAGGGAACAUUACCCGUGGAUUCUGAGGCAGGCCCCGAGGUUGCUCAGUUUUCUGAGGAGGAGUUCAAGACAGCUGCUGACUACUUUAAGGAAGAUUUGGAAUUCCUUCAUAAAGUGGGCAGCAGCCAGCGGCUGGGCAGAACCAGCCUAGGGCGCUGCUCGCUUUACCUCAAUUUUGACCCCCUGGCACGAAGGCGUAGUGAGGCAAAUGAAGAUCUGAAGCCUAAACACAGAGCUUCACUUUUACCCUUGGCUGGUGACAACAGUGAACUGUUGAUCAACCUGAGCCCUUCUAACAACAGUAAGGACCUGCUGAACUUUUCAACGCCUUCGAAAGGAUCAGUGUCUUCCCCCAAAAUUCCAGCAGCUGUUCAAGAGGAGCAAAUGUUUUCGGAGAAGGAAAUGUCACAGGCGCUCAAGUACCAGGAGCUGAUGUUUCAAGAGCGCCUGCUUAAAAAGGACCAAGAUUGUGUUCGACAGCUGGAUUCUGUUCGGCAAGAAAUGGAGAGUUACCGUGGCAAGCUUGGCGAAAGCCAAAAGCUUUGCCAGAUGCAAGAAAGAGCUCUGCAGUGCCUUCAAAAGGAUAACGAAAACAUGCUGGCAACCCUGCAGUCCUUCACCAAGGAUAUUCAGAAAGAGCGUGCUGAGCAAGAAGACUUAAUGCAGAAGGUUGUCAAGGAUCGUGACCAGCUUGCAGAAGAUCUGCAAAAUAUGGAAAUGACUUUUGCCGACUUCCAUCGUCGUUAUGAGAAAGCCAAGCAAGUCAUCUCUGUUAUGAAGGAGAAUGAAGCUCUCCUAAAACAGCAGUUAACUGAGGCAAAUGAGGCCCUGGAGAAGAACUGCCACAUGGUUCACAUGAUCAAAACCAAAACAGAGGAAAGCAUCGAAGGUGCCAACAAAGAAGUGGAAAAUACGAAACGGAACUUUGAAGCAGACAUCACUGUUCUGAAAGGUCAACUCAAGAAGGCUGCAAUGACCAUCAAUAGUCUUGAAAAACGACUAGAACAGAAGAAUGAAGAGAACACCGAACUGACAAAACUGUAUGAUGAUCUCCUUAACCAAGUCAAAGCCAAAUAGACUGGAAUAGGCAUGCUCAGUUCUGGCAUGCUCUCACAGCUGCUCCGAUUACUUCAACAGCGGUUCGUCGUGUCAUGUUUGAGAUGCACUAAUUUAUGGUUUCACUUCUGUGUUGGCACUGCCUAAAUGUCUCAGCUUACUAAAGAAUGUCACUGUUUGAAGCACAUCCUGCAAUGGUUGUUCUUAGCUAUUCUGUUUCCUUGUUUUAUGUGCAUUGAUCCUUUCUUAAACUGACCUUUUCUCAAUCCUUUUUGGUGUCAAUGACAACCAGAGCUCAUUUGGGCAGAAAAACAAAUUCUUUACCAUAACUGUUUGCUUCUAUUUAUGUAAACAUAUUGCAAGAUUUUUAGCUUUUUUGUAUUGCCUUAUCCACUGGUUCAGACGCGUUCAAGCUUUGCUCAUAGACUGCAUCUUAGUCAUUUUUUUUUUAGUGGGCACAGUAAUACAAAAUUCUUGCAAUAGCAAUUUAUCUUUUUGUAUUAUGUAUGCAUGAAAGUGACAUGAAAUACUGUUUUCUAGGUUUACCAGCCCAGCAAACAUUAUGCUUGGAACUGUGCUCCAAAUAUAAUGUAGAUUUAUUUUUAAGGUAAAUUUUGCCUAUAAAGAUGCAGUGACCUAAGGCACUAGGCAAACUAAACUUUGUGGGCAGUUCCUUCCUUUUUACUUGGGGAGGCGUGUGUGGACCUGUAAAUAGCGAGAGGGCAACUCACUCCGACGAAAAGUAGGGUGUGUGGCUGCAGUGAGAACUCUUUCUGGGCAUCAAGUCCAAUGAACGUGGUGUACACUACAGUGCAUCUCUGCAGCCUCACUCAAAUGCAGUUGCCUUGCUGUAGUGCACCUGGAUCAGGCCCCUUGAUGUGUUGCCAUAAUGUGUACCCACAUGGGGUCUGUCACUGUGUAGCUUACCUAACCUGAACACUAAGAGGCACUGUUCGCCAACACAACUGCAUUAGGCAUUUAGUUUGCAUUAUAAUUGUCUCUAUAUUUUAUUACACAUAAUUAUAUCCCAAGUCGAAAUUCCUUCCACGUGGUCUAUUUGUGCAAAUGCAGGUUUUAGCUGCUUUUACUACUAUUGACAUGUCUUGUUCUCCUUGCAUACUGCAAUUUCUUGUCAAUAAUAAGACACACAUGCAGCUGCUAUUUUUUGUAAAGUGUCAAAAAUAAUGAACGAGCCUGUGCCAUUUUGAGGUGAUAAAAAUGAUAAAAACCCCAUAGGGAAUGCUGCUGCUAUCACCUGACUGCCUAAGUAAAUGUACGACGUGCACAACUUGCUUUGACACUUAUUGCCCCAAUGAGCCUUUGAUGCUUCUUUUCCAUUCAUUGCUAAAUUUUUGAGUUUGUGCAAUAACAUCAUUUAACAGCUUAAUUGUUUAACAAAUGCAUUUGCCACUGCCUUUUAAGUGUAAAUCACAGAAGUGACAUUUUUUAAUUGCUUCCAUUAUGCAAUUUUUACGUAAGUGACAAGAAAAUUUUAAGAGACCUUAACUCUGCAUAGUGUGCAUGUGUGUAUACCAGGCUUGGCUCUAUGCACACGAAAAAUGCUUGAAGGCACGUUAUGAUCUGAAAUUUAAUUUAUCUGUAGAUGUGUAGGGUAUGUCUGAAAAGAAAUGUCACCGAGUCAAUUCAAAAAUAUUUAUCAGGUCACUACAACACAUUAAAAGGUUUCAAAAUAGGUUCCUCCUGCGUCGAUACAUAGCUUCAAGCAAGAUUUUCUAGGCAUAUAAGCGUCGCAGUAGGCCUCCUCCAGAAUGCCCCUUGGAGCUUUGGUUCAAGCCUCUUUACUUUCUAAUUUGUAUCAAAAUGAUGUCCUUUCAUGGAAGUUUUCCAGUGCAGAAAGAAAAAAAAUCUUGGGGAGCCACGUCAGGACUAUGGGUGGCUGGGGAACCAUUGGCACCUUUGAAUCGACCAGGAAGUGAAUCGCAGGGAAGGCGGUAUAGGCUGUUGCGUUGUCAUGGUGAAGUUUUCAAUCUCCUGCUAUAUCAGGCCGGACACAAUGAACCCUUUGUUUGAGUCUCUUGAGAACUUACACCUAGAAUUUGGCGUUGAUGGUUGUACCAUGUGGUACAAACUCAUGGUGGACGAGCCCCUUGAUGUCGAAGAACGCAAUGAGCAUGGUCUUGACUUUCUGACUUGCUCAUUCUGGCCUUGGGCUGAGGGGACACUGAGGUGUGCCACUCAAUGCUUCGCCUUCUUCCUUUCUUCCUUUCUUUUCUCGUCACCUGUGAUUGACAUCUCCUAGAAAGGGGGGGGUCACUUUCACACAAGUCCCAAACUUCUUAGGACGUUUCAACUCUGUGUGAUUUUUGGUCAUUUGAUAACACUUUCAGCACAAUCUUGGCACACAUUUUUCGCAUCUGCAAAUUAUUUGUAAAAAUGUUGUGAACAGUACUUUUCGGAAUGUUUAAUGUCUCUGCCACUAAACACACAAAUGGCGGUCUGUCUUCGAAAGAUCUCUCAUGUGCGUAAUAUUUUGAUUGGUGAUGGUCAUUGAUAGCCAUCCAGCACAGGCUUCAUCGCUGACCUCUUCAUGGCCUUCUGAAAAUGCCUUGUGCCACCAGUAGACUUGGAUGUUCUGACAGUUAUCACCAAAGGCAGUCUUUAUCAUAGGAAAAAUUUCCACUGUGGAUUUGCCGGGUUUCACACAAAACUUUGUGCCAAUCCUUUGUUCCAACGAGUGCUGCAUUAAAGCGUGCACGGGAAGUGAAAACGAGUCCCACUGAAAAGCCUGUCCUUGCUCUCCAGAUGGCAGCAGACAACAGAGUGACCAUGCUUAGCAUAAGCUAAUUUCCCCCUCCACCAAUCCCAACCGGUCCUAGCGCGCUGUGACUUAUGGUCACUUCACAAUUUAAUCGCUGGCAUUACAUUUAGGACAAACCCUGUAUGCAAAUAAAAUGAGCCUAUUUAAUGUCUCAUUUGUAGCGUUUUCCCAGAAUGGUGUAAUAGUGCUCCUUCUUGUGGUCACUUAGGCAUGGUUUCAUUAGCUUGCAAUUCUAAGCCAUAGUUUUCUCUGAACAUGUGCAGCACUUUAGGCCAAACUGGGGCCUUUCAAUCAUGUUCUGGAGAUAUUAGGCACUAAUGGCAAGCCUGUUUAACUCAAUGCCUCCCUAGAUUUAGGUUAAAAAAAAGUUCGAAAUUUAAAACACGACCAUUACAUCGAUUUACCACAUGAAUGUGUUACUUCAAAUAGCUCACACAAUGCUAAUGGUUGCAUGACUGUGGUUCUUAGCCUUGCUUCAUUUUGUGAAAAAUUGUUAUUAAAAUAUAUACUCGUACCAGAGUCACUAAAGGGAAAUUCUAAACCAGGCCAUAUGUCGAGCUGGGAAACAUUGUUUAGUGGAAAACGGGAUUGCCUUUUGAAAAACGUUGCAGUUGAUGGCCAAACGCUACUCUUGUGCCCAAAGGCCACAGUGGGGAUGUUUUCAUUGUCAUCAUCUCCCCCAUUUUAGCCAGGCUUAAGGUAGAUUUCUGUAGCUUCAUCAUUAUGAUUGUGCCACAUCUCCGUGUGAUGGCAUUUAUUUUGGGCCUUGUUCCAACCGCUGAUUAGAACGUUCUCACUAGGACUGGGGGAUUAAACCCCACAAGUUACUUAUAUUAAACAGUGCCUGAUAGGGCUGGUUAGUUCUUCGGAUGCGCAACUUUUCAAAAUAUGGUGCUGGUGAGAAAUUGAAGGGUAACCAAAAAUGUUCACUGUGGCAUCAAACCUUUUUUUAACCUUCUCCAUGUAAAAGUCUGUUGCAUGUGUGGGCACGCAGAGGCAACUUUCUAGUGUUGCAAGGUUUAAUUUUGUUUUGAAUUUAAAUUGGUUAUAUUUUUCUUAUUGGCUGUUGCAGGUGGGAAUAGGAAUAUUUUUCCAGGAAGAAAACUUGUAUCUCUAAUUGAUAACCACUUUGCUUUUUGCAAAGAAUCAGUGUGGUACUCAACUGCCCUCGCUUAUUAAGAAAUUUUUCAUGACUUUUCAGUUGAUUGUCAUCAUACAAUAAUAGCUUGUCAUAUACAUGCAUAAGUCCCUAAUUGGACAGCACUGUAUUCCAGGUGUGAAAACAGUGUGGUGUAAAAGAAAAAAAAAAUUCCUGCUGCUGUAUCUAGGCACGGAGAAUUAAGAUUGUCAGAAGGCCCUGGUUUUGGAAUGUGAAUGACAUCACUGCCAGUCUUUCUUGCGGUGUACUGGUUUACCAAACCUCUUUUUGACGAAAGUGGAUUGCUGUCACAAAAGUGCAGUUCAUCAAUCUAAAUAGCUCAAAACACAGGCUAUUCAGAAACUGAAGCUCCUGCAUGUGCACAAUUUAUAAAUUUUGCGACAGAACUGACAGGUAACUCAAUAAUGUGUGACGGAAGAGUUGCAGUGCUUUUCAGCUGGAUUAGACAUAGGCAUUAGUGCUGCUCUUGUUUUUCCCUCAGAACCUGGCUGAUCUUAUCCACUUGUGAGGGCAAGCGUAGCAGUUCAACAAACACAAAGGGAAGUACUGUAGAAUGUGGUAGUAUGCAAAUUGCCCAUAUUUAGUAUGCAGUUGUGGAAGGUGUCCGUCUGAUAUGAACCAGUGGUGGAGGCUAUUCAAUUACUCAUGUUUUCAGUUAACGGAGAUGGUGAGCUAAUACAACAUUCAUUUGUGUUUACAAUAAAAUUGCUGGUAAUGGAGUUUUAAUCCAUAUUUGAGUGCUGCACUCUUUUUGUGCAACUUGUCAGAAUUUGAUGACUGGUACAUUCCAGCAUUUCUGUUGUGCUGCACCUAUGUUUUUAGUAUUGACAAAAUGGGACUGAAUUGAAAAGGGGAAGUUCUCGCUACUGUGCCAUCAUUUUGAAAUUGCUCUUCUCUCAGCCAAAUUCCAGACAAAACAAGUCGCCUAGACUGAACAUCGGUGCGAUAGCCAGGCUUUCUCAGUCAUUUGCUCCUGAUAGUUACUAGAAGGGGUCACCUAAUUUCAUGUCUGUUUUGCGAAAACAGUUCAUUGUUCAGUACACUUCUUGCUGGUUCAUGUUUGUAUCAAAAACUUACUAUUGGUCACGAACUUUUUUAAUCAUAUUAGUGUAAAGACACGGCACACAUAAUAUACUUUCGUGUGUGUGUGUGUGUGUGUGUGUGUGUGUGUGUGUGUGUGUGUGCGUGUGUGCGCGUGUGUGUGUGGGUUACUGGUGGGAUAGAAAUAGACUGGACUGGCAUGAAUUUUUUCGUGAAGCAGGCGUAUUGAAAACCAAUUUCCUAUCUUUCUUCUGUUUUAGCUCCAAUCUCGUGUGUGCCCACAGCUUGUAGUUUGCAUCAUGCUACGAAAUACAUUAACAGCUACAGUCAUUACGAAGGUUGACAAGACUUAAUGGACAAGAUUUAUUUCAGUUUCCGAUUUCACUUACAUUGCUACCAGUUGUUAGACGUCUUACAUCCAUCCCAUCUCAUUGCAAUUUAUAUUGUUGAGUGCAUUUCUGUGUGCUUGACCUGACUUCUGUAUGGUCCAAAUUUUUCCUCCGAUGUCUUCCCCUGUUGUAUUUACCUUCAUUGAGGUAUUUAGCCUUUCAAUUGUUCUGAAUUAUGUGUUCCCUUUUUCUGCAUUCUGUCUGACUUUGACAAGUGCUCUCGUGUCUUGUUUCUUAGGCUGAACAUCUUUGUAGUCUGUAAAUGCACAUUUGACAUGUAAAGCACAUAGUGGUGAAGCUGUUAUCUGCAUUGCACUUUGCCACUUCUUUUGCAUUUGUUGUGGCAAGAGUUUGCUGAUGCGGACUAGUGCUGUCCUAUUGUAAUUUUUUUCCGUAGCACUGCAUAGAGGCUACCAGAAUGCUCAAAUGUGUAACAUUGACUAGGCGCUGUACUGUGGGCUAGCUGACACUGCUUGUGGAAUGAAGUGCUGGGAUGCUAAGAUGCUUUAGUGAACCUAUGAAAAACAAGCUGAAUGUCCCAGUGACCAUGCAAGAAUUUGCUUGGUCCAUUUGGACAUACAAAGCUUUUUGAGUGGUGAUGGCAGUACCUCGCAGCAUUUCUUCAUUGUCUGUUCUGGAAAGUUCUUGUCUUUUGAUGCUACUCUUUGUAAAUAGUAAGCUUUUGCUAUCACUGCUGUAAAUGCAUGCUGAAAUAUAACUUGUGCACCUGUCUUGCUCCACAGUGCAAGACAUCCCAUGUAAGGUUGCUGCAACAUAUAGAAGUGAUUAAAUGAUGCAGUUUUUAUGACCUAUA
This is a messenger RNA of Dermacentor andersoni, 8514 nucleotides long. RefSeq lists its product as uncharacterized. The record is from RefSeq and is a predicted model, not a curated record. Gene Ontology annotation, biological process: mitotic spindle organization. NCBI's taxonomy places the organism in Eukaryota, Metazoa, Arthropoda, Arachnida, Ixodida, Ixodidae. Gene Ontology annotation, cellular component: cytoplasm.